CCAGACUAUUAACCUAACGUUAGAUCCUACUUCCAGCAAAGAGACCCUGCUCCUCUGCUCGUGAUGGAGAGAUCAGCCAUGGAGGGCAUCGCCGGGCGGCUGGCAGCCAUUGAUGGCCUCUAUUUUCCCGGCGGCAUACGCAGCCAACAACCCGACGCCUCCCAGCGCAAGGCCGCACUCCUUGAUCUCAUAUCCCGCGACGCGCCCAUCUUCCUCGAGCGCUACGGCACCGUGCUCAACUACAACGAGCUCAGCGCUUUCGACGUGUUGCGUUCAGAAUACGAGGUUGGAUGGUAUGUUGAUCGUCUUCGGCGGAGCUUGGUACCAACGGAGGCGGACUCGCGGGCGAAGUCGGCGACUGUCAGAAACCGCCGGCGGGCAUACAUGGAACGAUUAAUUCGCGGGGGAGAGUAUUUUUCUGAGGAUUCGAUGAGAGAGAGGGAGCCCUACCUCCAUCACGAAUAUGUAGGUAGGUUCCAGGAUCCGGUUGUGAGGGUCUUGUCACGGCCGGGGGAGAAGUGGUCCGAGACGCUUAUGCGCCGGUGCGAGGAAGCGAUGCUUGUGAAGAAGAUCAGAGAUGAGCAGCAGAGGUUGGGGGUGGCGAGGAAGGAUUGGGUUGGAGGUGCUGAUGCUGGGGAGGAGGCGAGCGAAGAUGAUGAUGCCAGUGAGGAGGAAAGGAAUGAGAUGGAAUUACCUUCCAGCUCAUCGAAGGCUCGAGAAGAUGACACAAAUGCUAAUGGUGAAGAGCUAGCCGAACUCCCCAAUAAUGCUUUAUCUACAGAGGAGAUGCAGGAACAAAUGGACCAGUUCACAUACAUAAUGCAUCAAAAGUUUCUUGCAGGGGAGGAUACUGAACAUUUGGAUUAUUCUGCUAUUGAUAAUGAUGAGGGGCUCGAUGAUCAUUGGAUUAAGGAAGCCAACCAUGAUGCAGAAGAGAAGUACUUUGACGAGGAUUGACCUGGACUUUUUUCUAAUAUAUUUAGCUUGCAUGGAUAGAGGCUUGAUGAUAUUCAACCGUUUAACUGGCUAAGGCUGCAGUCCAUGCUUUCCUAUUGUACAUUUAUCAGGUUUAAUCUUAUUUUCAUCAUAACUUUCUUCUUUAAAAAUGUGCUUUGGUAAGUUGUAGUUGGCACACAUUUUGUCUUUUUUU
Phalaenopsis equestris is the source of this 1150-nucleotide messenger RNA. RefSeq names its product coiled-coil domain-containing protein 97. The coding region runs from base 64 to 957 and encodes 297 amino acids. The record is from RefSeq and is a predicted model, not a curated record. NCBI's taxonomy places the organism in Eukaryota, Viridiplantae, Streptophyta, Magnoliopsida, Asparagales, Orchidaceae. The transcript has 2 exons.